Medioppia subpectinata is the source of this 1371-nucleotide messenger RNA. The record is from the annotation of a GenBank genome assembly. Lineage: Eukaryota; Metazoa; Arthropoda; Arachnida; Sarcoptiformes; Oppiidae.
AUGGCAAAGAAACCCAAAGUGAAGAUCAGUGUCGACCCGGACUACCCGUUGCCGCCGGAGUUGAGACAAGACGACUGCGGAACUCAUCCUUACGUUCGGGGCCUCACAUCCCACCGAUGGGCCGAUGAGCGCAGGCAUCGACUCCAUCACCCGGUCAUCAUGUUUAUGACCAUUUUUAUAGCUUUUUGUCGCGAUAUUUAUGGCUUUAUGACACCACUGGACAAACAAAUGGCUACAUAUGUCGGCGAUUAUCCAUAUUUUAUGCAUUGCAAGUCUCAACUCAAUCUGGCUAGAUAUCCGUUCCCGGAGUCGCCCAUACGUCUAAUGGCGGGCGCAGUCACACCCAGGAGUGUAGGGCUGUUUGAUGAGGCGGUGAUCAUAGAGAUGUGCAAAUCGGCCAAAUUCUGGUUCCAUCACACGAAGACCAACACUAAUCUCGUAGGUUUGGCCGCAUUUAUAAUGUGUGUAUUUUCCGUCCACUUCGGUGUCAACGACUGGUCAAUGUUUCCCAUAUAUUUUCCGUGGGGUGUAAUCAACGCUAUGGGCAUACGCUAUGUGUUUAACAUAAGCCACUGGACGUACACUUAUUUCUAUCUCAUUUGUUUCUACCAUAAGGCGCGUAUUUAUGCGGAUAUUAUCGAGAAUAAUGAUCGAUUUUUCAAAACGUUCUCGAUCAUUUUUCUGCCACUAUUUAUGGUUGUUAUCGAUUGCACAAUAUUUACCGAGUUUUUCUCGGAAUUGCCCCUGGUGACCAGGUUUGUUGUUGGCUAUCAGCUAUUGUCGGGAACUUUCGUUAUAUUAAGUUAUCUGAGAGUUGUCUCGAGUGUCGCCGAAGAGUCAAAGAAAGCGUACAAACCGUUGCAUAAAUUGCAGACAACUUUGAAAACAAAUUCAAACGUUUGCCGGUAUAAGUGGCAGCGAUUGAUAUACACCACACAAACAGAGCUCAUAAUUAACCGCCAAAUACUGCGAAAGUCAUCAAAUCUGAAACAAUUUGAGACAAUAAUGAAAAAGUGUGUAAACAUUGAUUGCAUUAGCAUUUUGGACGACAGGAAUGGGCGACGAAAUCUAUACCGUAAACCGGCUUUAGCUAAGAAAUGGGUUAUCAAUAUCGCCGACAACUGUCUCAAACUUAAGUCCAUUCGUAUCGCUAAAAACAUAUGGUUGGAGACGGACUCCGUUGAGCUCCUAUACGAUAGGUUUGGGUCACAAUUGCAAUCACUUUCAUUUGGCAGCACAUCAUAUGUGCGUUAUUUUAAAGCCAUGAUUAAAAACAUGAUCAAUUGCGACAAUUCGAGCCAGCUCAAACUGCAUAACAGGUAUCAAUCGGGUAGCACUGAUUUUUCACCAUUAUUCGGCAAUGCGAGCAUG